AUGCCUCAGUACCAUACCGCGACAGGAACGGUUUCGUAUCCAGAUGCCAAAUCGAGUUUUCCCAAAUUUCCACAGGUUGGAUUUGGUCGUGCGGUCGCUAUUGGUAUAGGUGCUGGAUUUGUAGGGGCCUUGGUCAUGUCUGGGUCAAACAAAAUCGAGCAGUUGUUCACCGGUCGCCCGGAUUCCUAUGUACCCGCUCGAACAAUAGGCAAUCACCUGGGCGUCUCACCGGAAUUUUACAAGCGCCACACCUUUCUGUUGAACCAUGCUCACCACUUCGGCAUGGGCAUGCUUGCUGGACCGUUCCGAGCAGUCAUGUCUUACUAUGGUGUCAUCGGGCCGGUUGCAGUCUUCAUGCAUACCGGUAUCCGCAUCAUGCUGGACCAACUGAUGGAGACCACUGCAAAUGUGUCAGCGGUUCCUUGGACGUGGCCGAUCAACGAACAGGUCAUCGACAUUGUGCAUAAAGGAACAUAUGCACUUGUCACUGGCUACAUAUGCGACAAGAUGGUACGAGGCGUUGAUUGGUUUAACAGCUGA
Molecule: messenger RNA, 540 nt
Organism: Alternaria atra
Lineage: Eukaryota; Fungi; Ascomycota; Dothideomycetes; Pleosporales; Pleosporaceae
Exons: 2
Coding region: 1-540 (179 amino acids)
Source: RefSeq, a predicted model, not a curated record